Messenger RNA from Onychomys torridus (southern grasshopper mouse), 3769 nucleotides. It is a transcript of the gene Sphk2, whose product is annotated as sphingosine kinase 2. Gene Ontology annotation, biological process: positive regulation of apoptotic process; sphinganine-1-phosphate biosynthetic process; sphingosine biosynthetic process. The coding region runs from base 1489 to 3336 and encodes 615 amino acids. The transcript is spliced from 7 exons. Gene Ontology annotation, cellular component: membrane; cytoplasm; intracellular membrane-bounded organelle. The record is from RefSeq and is a predicted model, not a curated record. NCBI's taxonomy places the organism in Eukaryota, Metazoa, Chordata, Mammalia, Rodentia, Cricetidae.
GCAUUAGGAAGGUUGAGGACCGCUGGCCUAGAGUCUCGGGUUGUCAUACCAUGGGUGAGAACAUCUGCCAAGGCCCUUCUGCCGCUGGCCUUAGCCGUCCCUACGGGCAGGGCGAGUAUCCUUUUCUCCCACACGGAGCAGCUGAGGUUGUUCAGGGUGAGGUCACGGGACUUAGGUGAGCUAGCACUUCCCUUCCCUGUUCCCUUUCUCUGUCAGGUCUCAGUCCCUUUGCUCCUGACUUCUGCCUUUGUUUUUCUCAAAGCUCAGUGGUUGUUUCCCCAGAACCCCCAUUCUCCUGGGCUUCUCUUUCCUUGGCAUGUUAUCUGGGGCUGUUGCUGCUGUGGAGUGGAUGCAACAGACAUCUGUUUGGCGAUGAGCAAACUACCUUCUCUACUUACCUCCUUUCUAUGAAGCUCUGUCCCUGCCUUGUGAGUGUAGCUCAGUGUGAGAGUGCUUUGCCCCAGUGUGGGAGGUGCAUUUGGACACACACACACACACACACACACACACACACACACGUGUUGUCUGCCCACUUGCUUUGCUCUUGGCUUCAUUCCACCCUGUCUUACCUGCUUUUGUCAACAUCUUUUCUCCUGGGCUUAGUUUGUCUCAGACUCCAGCCUUCCAAAGCCUUUUCUCUCCCUAUGCCUCUGGGCUGUCUUGUCAUGUGGUUUCCUGGGCAGAUGGGAAUCUCACUCGCCUCGUCUACGGCUAGAGUCCAAGGUAAACAGUUGGUAAAUUAAUGAGCUUCCCCGCCCUGGUUCUCAUUCCAGAACUGGGGUGAUUUUCUGGGGUCUGUUUGUUACGUUGUUUGACACAAGAUAUCACGUAACUGUCACAUACAUGCAGCAAAGGCAGACCCCCACUUACGAUGCUUCUGCCUCAGCCUCCCAAGUGCUAGAAUUACAGGGUAGGACCACAAACGUCAACCUCACUGUUUUCAUUUCUUUGUUUCUAUCUCUGCUUUGCGGUCUCUAACUCCCUUUGCGUAUCAGGCUCUCUGUUACCUAUGUUAGAGAGAGUUGGUCUCUGCAGUGGAAGAACUCCCCCACGCCCCUUUUCUUUUUUUAAACUCUGUUGGGACAGCCCGGUUUGACCGCAACAAAGAUGGCCAGUUAAGCUUUGCCUAGGUCCACGUCUUUACCUCUGCUGCGUGCGUGCCCUCACUUAUGAUGGUGCCUCCUUGCUGGGCCAAAGCCCCUCCCGGUUUUCUCCCUCGGCCGGUCAGGUCUCGUUGCGUAGUUCCGGAGGGGGAUGGCCCUGCCCUCUCAUUGGUGCGGCUCAGACUGGCUGCGCAGACAUUGGCUGGGCGGACGCACACCCUUCCCCCCACCCUUAGAUCUGAUGAGGGCGGUAGUGCAGGCUCUGGAGGGGCGGCCGGGAGGACACGGCAUGCGCACAGAGACGGCGGCCAGCCAGUCAGAGGCUGGAGCAGGAGCUGACCACAAGCCAAGGGUCUAGAAGUACGUGGACAGGGCUAAGGUCGUCAUGGCCCCACCGCCACUACUGCCAUUGGCUUCCAGUACUCCAAUCCUGCACGGCGAGUUUGGUUCCUACCCAGCCCAUGGCCCACGGUUUGCCCUCACCCUCACAAUGCAGGCCCUGCACAUACAGCGGCUGCGCCCAAAGCCAGAGGCCCGGCCCCGAGAUGGUCUAGUCCCUCUGGCAGAGGUCUCAGGCUGUGGCACUCUGCAGAGCCGCAGCCCCUCAGACAUUGCAGCCUACUUCUGUGUCUACACCUACCCACGGGGCCGGCGCGGGGGUCGGCGCAGAGCUACUCGUACCUUCCGGGCUGAUGGUGCAACCACUUAUGAGGAGAACCGUGCAGAGGCUCAGCGCUGGGCAACUGCCCUCAUGUGUCUCCUCCGAGGAGUGCCUCUGUCUGGGGACCAGGAAAUCACCCCUGAACUACUACCCCGGAGGCCCAGGCUGCUCAUAUUAGUUAAUCCUUUUGGGGGGCGGGGCCUGGCCUGGCAGCGUUGUAUGGAUCACGUGGUGCCCAUGAUCUCCGAAGCUGGGCUGUCCUUUAACCUCAUACAGACAGAACGACAGAACCAUGCCCGUGAGCUGGUGCAGGGGUUGAGCCUGAGUGAGUGGGAAGGCAUUGUUACUGUCUCCGGAGAUGGGCUGCUUUAUGAGGUGCUGAACGGGCUCCUUGAUCGCCCAGAUUGGAAAGAUGCCGUGCAGAUGCCCAUUGGGGUCCUCCCCUGCGGUUCCGGCAAUGCACUAGCUGGGGCGGUUAACCACCAUGGCGGGUUUGAGCCGGCUGUGGGCGUUGACCUGCUGCUCAACUGCUCACUGCUUCUCUGCCGCGGUGGCAACCAUCCCCUGGACCUGCUCUCCGUCACGCUAGCCUCGGGAUCCCGCUGUUUUUCCUUCCUGUCAGUGGCCUGGGGAUUCCUGUCAGAUGUGGACAUUCACAGCGAGCGUUUCAGGGCCCUGGGCAGCGCUCGAUUCACACUAGGUGCAGUGCUAGGCCUAGCCACAUUGCAUACCUAUCGUGGACGCCUCUCCUACCUCCCCGCUACCACAGAGCCAGCCGUGCCCAUCCCAGGCCACAGCCUGCCUCGAGCCAAGUCAGAACUAGCCUUGGCCCCAGCCCCAGCCCCAGCCGUCACCCACUCACCCCUACAUCGCUCAGUGUCUGACCUGCCCCUGCCUCUGCCCCAACCUGUCUUGGCCUCCCCUGGCUCCCCUGAGCCCCUGCCUGGCCUUUCCCUCAAUGGUAGUGGCCCAGAGCUGACUGGAGACUGGGGGGGAGCUGGGGAUGCACCUCUGUCCCCAGACCCACUGCUGCCCUCACCCCCCUACUCUCCCCAAGCAUCUCAGCUUUCACCCAUCACUGAAGGGCCCCCGGAAAUGCCAGCAUCCUCGGGGUUCCCGCCUCCCACCUCCAGUGCUCCAAAAGUCUCUACCUGGGGCCCAGAGGACCACCUUCUUCCUCCCCUCGGCUCUCCACUGCCCCCAGGCUGGGUGACAAUUGAGGGGGAGUUUGUACUCAUGUUGGCCAUCUUGCCCAGCCACCUCGGUGCAGACCUGGUGGCCGCCCCACAUGCUCGAUUUGAUGAUGGCGUGGUGCACCUGUGCUGGGUGCGCAGUGGCAUCUCACGGGCUGCGCUGGCCCGUAUUUUGCUGGCCAUGGAGCACGGGAAGCACUUCAGCUUGGGCUGCCCGCACCUGGGCUAUGCUGCAGCUCAUGCCUUCCGCCUAGAGCCUCUCACUCCGCGAGGCGUGCUCACUGUGGAUGGGGAGUUGGUAGAGUACGGGCCAAUGCAGGCGCAAGUGCAUCCCAGUCUCGCCACACUGCUCACUGGGCCUGCGGGCCAAAAGCCGUAAACCUAAAGGAGCCUGAAACAUGAGCCUUGGUGGGACCGUAGACUAAGGCCUGGCUUUUAUAGGUAGAAGCAGGACUGGGAUUCAGAAUAGCCAGUGGAGAUUGGGUCUUGACAUAGCGGCUGGGGGGGGGGGGGCUUGCCUUCCUUGCUGUCCAAUGAUGGGGCCUGGAAUGUAUGAGCUAGCAAGGCCUCAGCUCAUUGGCCAGCCAGGGUUUCUUCUUGCUUACUCCGGUGCCUCCACUUGACUGGCCAAUCAGCCCUUGAGGGGCAGGUUCCCCCCAGGCGGUCCCCAGGAUUUGCACUAACGGUCCACCCCUUGCCGGUGAGGGGUGGGGAAAUUCACUUCUCUUGUUACGUCUUGUGUGUCCCUGGUCUAAAAAGCAAUUGAAAAGGUCUAUGCAAUAAAAGCGUCGCUUUCUUCUUCGCCCCUUCCA